Molecule: messenger RNA, 3501 nt
Organism: Lepus europaeus (European hare)
Lineage: Eukaryota; Metazoa; Chordata; Mammalia; Lagomorpha; Leporidae
Gene: ASIC1
Product: acid sensing ion channel subunit 1
Exons: 10
Coding region: 1-1689 (562 amino acids)
Biological process (GO): sodium ion transmembrane transport
Cellular component (GO): membrane
Source: RefSeq, a predicted model, not a curated record
AUGCCCCUGCACAUCUUCUGCUCUGUGUCCGUCUCCUCUGGAGACGAUGCCCCGGGGCGUCUGGGCGAUGUCUGGGGGUCCUCUCCCCUCCAGCGGCAGCAGCAGCGGGACAACUCCGAAUCGGACGCGGAGGAAGAAGAGAAGGGAAAGGAGGCAGCGAGGAGGGACCCCCAAGAGGGGCGUUUGCCUGUGGACUUGGUGACGUUUGCCCACAGCUGCACCCUCCACGGCGCCAGCCACGUCUUUGUGGAGGGGGGUCCGGGGCCACGGCAGGCCCUGUGGGCGGUGGCCUUUGUCCUGGCCCUGGGUGCCUUCCUGUGCCAGGUAGGGGACCGCGUUGCCUAUUACCUCAGCUACCCGCACGUGACUCUGCUGGAUGAGGUGGCCACCACGGAGCUGGCCUUCCCGGCCGUCACCCUGUGCAACACCAAUGCCGUGCGGCUGUCGCAGCUCAGCUACCCUGACCUGCUCUAUCUGGCCCCCAUGCUGGGGCUGGACGAAAGUGACGACCCCGGGGUGCCCCUUGCUCCCCCUGGGCCGGAGGCCUUCUCUGGGGAGCCCUUUAACCUGCACCGCUUCUACAACCGCUCUUGCCACCGGCUGGAGGACAUGCUACUCUAUUGCUCCUACUGCGGGGGCCCCUGCGGCCCGCACAACUUCUCCGUGGUCUUCACGCGGUACGGAAAAUGCUACACCUUCAACUCGGGCCGAGAUGGUCGGCCGCGGCUGAAGACCAUGAAGGGUGGGACAGGCAAUGGACUGGAGAUCAUGCUGGACAUCCAACAGGAUGAGUACCUGCCCGUGUGGGGGGAGACCGAUGAGACGUCCUUUGAGGCAGGCAUCAAAGUGCAGAUCCAUAGUCAAGAUGAGCCGCCAUUCAUCGACCAGCUGGGCUUUGGCGUGGCCCCAGGCUUCCAAACCUUCGUGGCCUGCCAGGAACAGCGGCUCAUCUACCUGCCCCCGCCCUGGGGCACCUGCAAAGCGGUUACCAUGGACUCGGAUUUCUUCGACUCCUACAGCAUCACCGCCUGCCGCAUCGACUGUGAGACCCGCUACCUGGUGGAGAACUGCAACUGCCGCAUGGUGCACAUGCCAGGGGACGCCCCCUACUGCACCCCAGAGCAGUACAAGGAGUGUGCAGACCCUGCUCUGGACUUCCUGGUGGAGAAGGACCAGGAGUACUGCGUGUGUGAAAUGCCCUGCAACCUGACCCGCUAUGGCAAGGAGCUGUCCAUGGUGAAGAUCCCCAGCAAAGCCUCGGCCAAGUACCUGGCCAAGAAAUUCAACAAGUCUGAGCAGUACAUAGGGGAGAACAUCCUGGUGCUGGACAUCUUCUUCGAAGUCCUCAACUAUGAGACCAUCGAGCAGAAGAAGGCCUAUGAGAUUGCCGGGCUCCUGGGUGACAUCGGGGGCCAGAUGGGGCUGUUCAUCGGGGCCAGCAUCCUCACGGUGCUGGAGCUCUUCGACUACGCCUACGAGGUCAUCAAGCACAAGCUGUGCCGCCGAGGGAAGUGUCAGAAGGAGGCCAAAAGGAGCAGCGCGGACAAGGGCGUGGCCCUCAGCCUGGACGACGUCAAGAGACACAACCCGUGCGAGAGCCUCCGGGGCCACCCGGCCGGGAUGACCUACGCUGCCAACAUCCUACCUCAUCACCCGGCCCGAGGCACAUUUGAGGAUUUCACCUGCUGAGCCCCCGCCCCGCAGGCCCCUGCACCAAAGGCCUAGAUGAGGAGGGCCAGGGCCGCCGCCCCCCACGCCUGCCCCGGGGACUCAGCUCCACUCCUGGGCGGUCCACUCCUCUUGCGGUGGUGAGGAAGGAGGCUUGACCAUACAGUCCCCUCCCUGCCUCUACCCCAUUCUUUUUAACAAAACUAAUCUUAAAAAAAAAAAAAAAAAACUAAAAAGACAGAACGGGGCAAGGGGACACUGCCCCUUUCCGCUCCAUGCCACCUCCGCAGCUCCCAGCCUGAACUCUCUGUCUUGCUGUCUGUCAUCUUAAGUGUCCACCUACAUUCUGCUACCACCAGUCACCAAAGCCCCCUCCCAGUGAGGGGUGGAGGGGAUCCCCCUCGGGGUCUGGAAUUCGGCCCCAAAAACCAGAGAAUGUACCUUAAGGGGGAGGGCUAGUGGGGGCGGGGUUUCCCCAGCCUUAAGAGACCCUCUCAGCCCAGUGACUGCCCCGAACCCGUCUCCAGGCCAGAACUAAACCCUCACUCCGGCCCCCUCACACAGUUGUUGAAUCCCUGUGGGAGUGCAGGUGGAGGAGGCCCCAAUGGGCACAAGAUGUGGCCCUGGUGCUGUAGGCCACAUUCUGAUAACCUACAAGUUCAACCUCACCGGCCCCUCCCCCAGAGGCCCCUGCGGAGGGCCACAUCCAUAAAUUUUCUUAUGGAACUCCCCCAAGACUUCUUCUCCGACUUCAUUUGCUCCUUUCAACGACCUCAUCUGCAUUUUCUAUUUCUAUAUGAUACAGACUCUAUAUUGCUACAUCUCUGUAUAUACUUUUGCCCCUCCCCUGUCUGUCUGGACCCCAUCCCCUCUUGUCUCUGAAAACCAUCCUCUCACCCCAAGCCUCCCAACCACCCCCUCCGUGUCUCUGCUCCCUCCCUGGUCUCUGAAUGCCUUCGCCUGUAUAAAGAAUUGGACUCUCUCCCCGGUGUCUGUACUGUGUACACACAUCCCUCUGAGAAGCACAAGGAGACGACACGCGCAUUGUAACCCUCGCACUGUCUCGGUGGCGACAUAAAAGGAAGCUGUGAAUCACAAACUCUGCCUCUUUCUGGCCUCACCCUCUCCCGCCAGCCCCUGGGGCACCCUCUGCAGCCUUAACAUCCUCCUGCUGCUCCACCUAGCCCCUGCCCUUGUCCUCCCAGGGAAGGGUCAGCUCAGAGGUAGCCCCCAGCCCAGGGGACAGAGAUCGCCUCUAGACACCAAGCCAAGAGUGGCCAAGAGAGAAGGGAACUGAGGAUUGGUGACUGUUGCAGCUGGGGCAGUGGGGGGCUGACCGGCAGAAGCUGAGGCCCUCAGUCUGUGGCCUUUCCCUCCUCCUGGGCACCCAGCCCCUUUCCCAGCGGAUACCGAAGCCCACCACUUAUAUUUUUGGGUUAGGUAGGGUUUGGCAGUGGAGGGAAAGAGACCUAGAGGGAGUGAGUUGAAAGCUCUGCUUUUUGUCCGCCCCUUGAUGAGGGACCCAAGUGAGGUAGAGGGCCUGCCCCACUGCCUCUACUAGCUGCUCCCGCCAGGCCAGAGCCACACCCCUUCCCAGGCCUUCUCUGCCCACCUGUCUCUUGGUCUCCAGUCCCAGAGCAGGACCCGUGGACAGGUGCCCUGUGUGCACCCUCCUGGAGCUGGAGAGGCUAGGGGCUCUUGGGAAUUCCUGGGUCCCCAGGAGUUCCUUAGAGAUCAGACCUCCUCCAGAGGGGUGCGGGAGCAAAGCCAAGAACUGUGCAGUGGAUUGGGGAACAGCAGGCAGGGCUCUGCGUGACGCAUGCCACUGGUCUA